CCCUUGGCGGGGGUUGCGCCAAACUCCUGCAGACGCGCGUUGGCGGCGGUUUUGCUGCUGUGGAGGGAGUAGAGCGCUCCGUCGACGCCGGUGUGGCCACACAGCUGCGCGCCACUGCCGCCCCUUCCUCUCUUUCCUCCCUCUCUCCCUCCCGUCCGUGAAGCCGGACAGCCGGGGCCGCAGUCGGAGCUGAAGGAAGCGUCAAGCGUGGCCGCAAGGCGCUGGGGUGAAGGCCGCAACAUGGCGAGCGCCUCCUACCACAUCUCCAACCUGCUGGAGAAGAUGACGUCCAGCGACAAGGACUUCAGAUUCAUGGCAACCAAUGAUUUGAUGACAGAAUUGCAAAAAGAUUCCAUUAAAUUAGAUGAUGACAGUGAACGAAAAGUGGUCAAAAUGAUCUUGAAGUUACUGGAAGACAAGAAUGGUGAAGUACAGAAUCUUGCUGUUAAAUGUCUUGGCCCAUUGGUCAGCAAAGUAAAGGAAUAUCAGGUGGAAACAAUUGUGGAUACCUUGUGUACCAAUAUGCUGUCAGAUAAGGAACAACUACGAGAUAUUUCCAGUAUUGGACUGAAAACGGUGAUCGGAGAGUUGCCUCCAGCCUCUAGUGGAUCUGCUUUGGCAGCUAAUGUUUGUAAAAAGAUCACAGGACGUCUCACUAAUGCUAUUGCCAAACAGGAAGAUGUCUCUGUUCAGUUGGAAGCUCUGGAUAUCAUGGCAGAUAUGCUAAGCAGGCAAGGAGGUCUGCUGGUUAAUUUCCAUCCAUCAAUUUUGAACUGCCUUCUUCCCCAGCUUACCAGUCCUCGGCUUGCUGUGCGGAAGAGAACGAUUAUAGCCCUUGGUCACCUCGUUAUGAGCUGUGGAAACUUGGUCUUUGUUGACCUGAUUGAGCAUUUGUUGACAGAACUUGCUAAAAACGAAUCUAUGUCUACAACCAGGACCUAUAUUCAGUGCAUUGCUGCUAUUAGCAGACAGGCAGGACACCGAAUAGGAGAAUAUUUGGAAAAAAUCAUUCCAUUAGUUGUUAAAUUCUGCAGUGUUGAAGAUGAUGAGCUGAGAGAAUACUGCAUUCAAGCUUUUGAGUCUUUUGUGAGAAGGUGCCCAAAGGAAGUUUUUCUUCAUGUCACCACCAUUAUUAACAUAUGCCUGAGGUACUUGACUUAUGACCCCAAUUACAAUUAUGACGACGAUGAUGACGAAGAUGAUGCGGCAAUGGAGUCCGAAGGUGGAGAUGAUGAUGAUCAAGGGAGUGAUGAUGAGUACAGUGAUGAUGAUGAUAUGAGCUGGAAGGUGCGUCGUGCUGCUGCCAAGUGCUUAGAUGGUGUGGUCAGCACUCGUCAUGAAAUGCUACCAGAAUUUUAUAAAACUGUAUCUCCAGCACUGAUUGCUAGAUUCAAGGAACGUGAGGAGAAUGUUAAAGCAGAUGUUUUCCAUGCCUAUCUCUCAUUGCUAAAGCAGACCAGACCUGCUCAGAGCUGGCAUCUUGACCCAGAUGCAAUGGAACAAGAAGAGACACCUUUGGUUAUGCUACAGAAUCAAGUUCCCAAUAUUGUAAAAGCGUUACACAAGCAGAUGAAAGAGAAGAGUGUGAAAACUCGCCAGUGUUGUUUUCACAUGCUGACCGAGCUGGUCAAUGUGUUGCCAGGGGCUUUGACUCAGCAUGUACCAGUUCUGGUUCCAGGAAUAAUCUUUUCCUUAAACGAUAAAUCUAGUUCAUCCAACCUGAAGAUUGAUGCUCUUUCAUGUUUGUACGUUAUCCUUUGUAACCAUUCGCCUCAGGUCUUCCACCCUCAUGUAGAUGCCUUAGUUCCACCGGUUGUGGCUUGUGUAGGUGAUCCUUUCUAUAAAAUCACUUCAGAAGCUCUUCUUGUAACUCAGCAACUUGUAAAAGUAGUAAGGCCUGUUGAUCAUCUCUACACGUUUGAUGCUGCUCCAUACAUUAAUGACUUAUUCACUUGCACUGUCAAGCGAUUAAAAGCUGCUGACAUUGAUCAAGAGGUGAAGGAAAGAGCAAUUUCCUGUAUGGGACAGAUAAUAUGUAAUCUUGGUGACCAUUUAGGCAGUGAUUUACCUAGUACACUGCAGAUUUUUUUGGAGAGGCUGAAGAAUGAAAUUACUAGACUGACGACGGUGAAAGCCUUGACGUUAAUAGCUGGAUCUUCUCUCAAGAUUGACCUGCGACCAAUACUAAGUGAAGGUGUACCAAUUUUAGCUUCGUUCUUGAGAAAAAACCAGCGGGCAUUGAAGCUAAGUACCCUUUCUGCUUUGGACAUCCUAAUCAAGAACUAUAAUGACAGCCUGACACCUGCUAUGAUUGAAGCAGUUUUAGUGGAGCUUCCACCACUUAUUAGUGAAAGUGACAUGCAUGUGUCGCAGAUGGCCAUAAACUUUCUUACAACCUUGGCCAAGGUGCAUCCUUCUUCUCUUUCAAAAGUCAGUGGUUCAAUUCUUACAGAGCUUAUUGGGCUUGUUCGGUCCCCACUACUUCAAGGAGGAGCUCUCAGUGCAAUGCUGUAUUUUUUCCAAGCCCUUGUUGGAACUGGAACUGCAAAUCUGGGUUACAUGGAGUUGCUACGAAUGUUGACUGGUCCUGUUUAUUCUCAAAGCAACGCGUUGACUCACAAGCAGUCCUAUUAUUCGAUAGCAAAGUGUGUAGCAGCACUAACUCGAGCCUGCCCGAAAGAAGGGCCAGCAGUGGUUGGGCAAUUUAUCCAGGAUGUAAAGAAUUCCAGAUCCACCGAUUCGAUUCGACUCCUGUCUUUGUUGUCCCUUGGAGAGGUUGGUCAUCAUAUUGACUUGAGUGGGCAAACUGAGCUUAAGUCUGUUAUUUUAGAAGCUUUCUCUUCCUCAAGUGAGGAAGUGAAAUCUGCAGCAUCCUAUGCCCUAGGAAGCAUUAGUGUUGGAAACCUUCCGGAGUACCUACCUUUUGUUCUGCAAGAAAUAACAAGUCAACCCAAAAGGCAGUACCUGCUUCUGCAUUCUCUGAAAGAGAUUAUUAGUUCCUCUUCAGUUGGAGGUCUCAAACCCUAUGUGGAAAACAUUUGGAGUUUGCUGCUGAAACACUGUGAAUGCGCAGAAGAAGGAACUCGAAAUGUUGUUGCAGAGUGCCUGGGGAAGCUUACUUUGAUAGAUCCAGAGACAUUAUUACCACGGCUUAAAGGGUACUUGGAUUCGGGGUCGUCUUACGCUCGAAGCUCUGUGGUUACAGCUGUGAAGUUUACUAUUUCUGAUCACCCACAGCCAAUAGACCCUCUGUUGAAGAACUGCAUAGGUGAUUUCCUAAAAACAUUGGAGGAUCCGGAUCUCAAUGUUAGAAGAGUAGCUUUAGUUACUUUCAAUUCAGCUGCACAUAAUAAACCAUCGUUAAUCAGAGAUCUCUUGGAUACUAUUCUUCCUCACCUUUACAAUGAAACAAAAGUUAGAAAGGAAUUAAUAAGAGAGGUGGAAAUGGGACCAUUCAAGCACACUGUGGAUGAUGGUUUAGAUAUUAGGAAAGCAGCUUUUGAGUGCAUGUACACGCUUCUAGAUAGCUGUCUUGACAGAUUAGACAUUUUUGAAUUUCUGAACCAUGUUGAAGAUGGACUCAAGGACCACUAUGAUAUCAAGAUGCUGACUUUCUUGAUGUUAGUACGGUUGUCAACUCUUUGUCCAAGUGCAGUUCUGCAGAGGUUGGACAGGCUGGUGGAACCUUUACGUGCUACAUGUACAACAAAGGUAAAAGCCAAUUCAGUCAAACAAGAGUUUGAGAAGCAAGAUGAACUGAAACGCUCAGCAAUGAGGGCAGUUGCAGCAUUAUUGACCAUUCCAGAAGCAGAGAAAAGUCCACUUAUGAGUGAGUUUCAGUCUCAAAUAAGCUCCAACCCUGAAUUGGCAGCUAUCUUUGAAAGUAUUCAGAAGGACUCAUCUUCUACUAGCUUGGAGUCGAUGGACACUACCUAAAUCUUCUCUUCCAAAGAAGGAAACUCUAAUUUUAUUGUUGUAAUGCACUGGAAUUUCAGUCAGUACACAAGCAAAAAAUAAUCUGUACUUUGAGCUUUAAGCUUAUGAAUUUAUUUUUAGUUUCAUGGAAAUACGUUUUUGUUUAUUGUUGCUUUUUUUAGUGUUUAACCCAAAUGGUCCUUGUAGUUAAAAGUGGGAAAAAGUGUAAAUUUCACAGAAUUCUUCAUUGUCAUACCACAUCCAAUUCAACAGUAUUUUAAAAAGGUAAAACAAUUGUAGAAGUAGAUUGUGUAUAGAUAUGCAGUAAAGAUACUGGUGCGCUGAACGAAUGAACUUGGAAUAUAAAUGUUGAACUUUACUCCUGGGAGAUUAUCAUUAAGGAAACUUCAUGACAUUCACCUUAUUAUUUGACAUAUUUUGUAAGGAUAAAAGGUCUGUUUAUCUGUCCACUGUUUGUUUCAGCUUGCUAAACAAUAGUUAAAGAACUCUGCAUUGUGGAAAUUUAUUAUAUUAAAAUGACAGUUCUUAAAUCAUAGAUUCGUACUUCCUAUUCUUGAAAUAACACAAUUAUUUCCAUGAAUGCUUCAGUACUCCGUAAACAUUCCAAAAUGUAACAUGGAAUUUGUAUUUUUGUUUAGGAUCUAUAUCGUGAACUCAACGUUUUAUUCUGCGCACCACUUAAAGCCUUCAUUUUUUUUAUUUGAUCUUAUACAUUCAAAAUUUUUUUUCAAGUUAAGUCUAAUAAAUCUGCACUGAGGUUCUAGAUUCGGUCCAAUUCUAAUACAGUGAUAUUGACUUGAGAAGUCUCAUUUUAGUCUGGCUGAUCACAGCAUUGGAGUAAAUACUAAUUUAUACAUUCCUUAAAGCAAUUUUUCAAAGGCAAUCUUGCAUCUCUGAAUAAUGGAGUCAUCAAUUUCACUUUCUUUAUUCAAUCCGUGUUAUUUGGGAAUCUUGGCGCAUAUGUUUAUUUUGUUGAUUGCUGGAGCCAUAAUGAAUGGAUAAGGUAUUGAAAAUACUAAACUUAACUUGAUUCAGGUAGCAACUUGCAUUUAAAUACUUCAUUUCAUGUAAGAAAACCUCCCACAUGGUUUUCUGACAAAUUAAAAGACGUUAAACAGGAAUUUAAGGGUAAUGAAGAAGACAAGUGGAAAUUAAGAAAGAUGACCUUAGAGAAUCUGUUUUUGAAUGGUACAAGUGAGGUGGAAGAAAAUUAGAUGGGGUAUGUGUUUGUUCAUUUGGGUGGGAGUAAAGUUGUGAUGCAUAAAGGAAGGUCACACUGCUCUUAAUUCUACUUUAGGUAUUCAAAUUUUAAGAAUGUUGCAUUUCUGUCAUUUGUUACACCUUGUGUAUAUAAUUUAUCGACAUUUUAGAAAAUGAUUCCACUGCAAACAAAUGAGUUUUUAUUACAUAUUUCCAGUGAUUUCCUAGUUUCCAUUGCAGUGUUAACAUUGAGUGAUAGGGUUUGUUCUGUAAUACCUUGAUAAAGAAAUUUAAAUUAAAUAGCCAUAUUCUGUAAGCUAAUGGCCAACUUGAAUAUUUGAGUUCUGUAUUGCCGUCAAACAGAUUUGUUUGCUCCAAGUGGCUACAAUGACUUUUUUAAUAAUGGCCAAACAUCUGUUUUGUUUAAAGAGAUAACUGUUCAUUAGCAGCAAAGCUAUUAUAGUACCAUUUUCCCCUUCAGCAUGAGAUGAGAAGAGAGGGAACAACUUUUUUCCUAAGUUGCAAUUUUUAAAUUCAGUAUUGCAAAUAAACUUGCUGUGUAGCUGAGGUUUUGAUCCAAGAUUACUUUCUAAGACUGGAUUACAUUUCAUUUAUACUAUUUGAGUGGAAGUUCAUGGGUUCAUUCAUUUAUCUCUGAAAUGCAGAUUAUAAUUUCACGUUUGCUUCUUUGUGCAAAGACCCGUACUUCCCUAAAUUGUUGCUGUGUUUUGUACAGCAGGUAUUUUAAAUAUUAUUUGAUGCAUUAAUAAUGAUCAGUAAUGUUUUUGAGGGGGGAAGGGUGCAAAAUAGUAUUGAAUUUGUUAUAAUCUGCUAAAUUGUACAUGUCAGAGGUUAACAUUCUGUGAAGUCACAAUUUUGUUAGCAUUCAUUGAUGCUAUUGGUGGUUCUGAAAUAUGCAUUAAUGUCUUUGGUUUAUUCACUUUAACUGUCCAGAGAUUUGCAAUUCUUUUUGGUGAGUAUGGAUUUAGUAUGUUGGGAUGUGUACAUUUUGUUAGUUGCUGAUUUGUUUGAUUUGGUUCAAAUUUUUGGUUUGCUUCUACAUAAACUAAGGCUAAUAGCCGAGGAAAUACAGAUCUGCUUACAACAAUAAGAGAAAGGAUUGACCUUUUGAGUUGUAGUUCAUGGCCAAUGCAUGUUUUCUUCCCAAAAUAUUAAAUA
This is a messenger RNA of Mobula hypostoma (lesser devil ray), 6315 nucleotides long. It is a transcript of the gene cand1, whose product is annotated as cullin-associated and neddylation-dissociated 1. The record is from RefSeq and is a predicted model, not a curated record. NCBI's taxonomy places the organism in Eukaryota, Metazoa, Chordata, Chondrichthyes, Myliobatiformes, Myliobatidae. Bases 241 to 3936 code for a protein of 1231 amino acids. The transcript has 15 exons. Gene Ontology annotation, cellular component: nucleus. Gene Ontology annotation, biological process: SCF complex assembly; protein ubiquitination.